AUGGAGCAAGUCGCCGCAGUCGCCGCGCGCGAGGAUUCCGUCGCCAUGGAGGAGGAGGACGCGCCCGUCGACGCGGACCAGCGUAUGCCGGACAAGGACGACGCGCCCGCGCCGGCGGCCUGCGACGACCUCAACCCCGAGGAGGAGGCGGCCGCGCCGGUGCCCGCCGUCGUCGCCGAGGCCGAGGCGCCCCGGUCCCCCGAGGCCGCGGCGCCGGCGAGCGCCGACGAGGUCUGGGUCGACGACGGCCAUUCGCCGCCGGGCAUCGACCUCCAGCCGCCGCCCGACGAGCUCGAGGCGAGCUCGCCGCGGAGCAGCUUCUCCGGGGCGCUGUCGCCCGCGCGGUCCGCCUACGGCGGCGGCGACGCGGCGUCGGACGACGACGGCGCCGCGUCGGACGACGACUCGGGCGCCGAGGACAGCGACGGCGCGGAGAGCGGCAGCGACGGGUCCUACGACGGCGAGGACUACGGGCGCUUCGGGUUCCGCGGCGAGUCCUACGAGGUCGUGCUCGCGGAGCCGCGCCUGGGCAUGACGCUCGAGAACGUGCUGGAGCAGACCGUCGUGCACGACGUCGACGCGGGCGGCGCCGCGGCCGCGGCGGGCAUGCGCCGCGGCGCGCUGCUCGUGGCCAUCGGCGGCGAGUCGACGUUCGGGCUGCUCCACGACGAGGUCAUCGACCGCCUGCGCCAGCCGCGGCGGCCCCUCGUGCUGACGGUGCGCGACGUGCCCGAGGACGCGUUGGAGGCGCGGCGAUCUGAAGCUAGAACAUAUGCCAUGGCCGCGCGGGGCCCGACGCAAACCGGCGACGACCGGCUCGAGGCCGCGGGGCCCCUCGUCGCCGCCGCCGCCGCGGCGCUGCGCGACGCGCGGUUCCUGCCCAGGCCCGACGUCUCGCAGAUUUCCUCGCCGCCGCCGCCGCCGAGUCUGAAGGCGCCGAUCGCGACGCCGCCCAAGUCGCCCGACGCGGCGGCGGCGCGCUACUUCGGGGACGUCGACGACGACGACGACGAGAGCGACGACACGGACGACGAGUCCGCGAAGCUCCGGCGGCCCAAACCCUACGCGGUGGCUUUGGAGGAGUGCGGCGCGGCGCUCGCCGCGUUGGACGACGCGUGCGCGCGGCCGACGCGGUCCGGCCGCGCCGCGCGCCGGGCGCUGCGGGUCUGCGAGGACGCGCUGGCGUCGGGCUUGUGCGCCGCCGUGGAGUGCGCGGAGCCCGCGCGAUUGGGCGGCGGCGACGGCCUCCCGGGCCGCCGGGGCCCGCGGCCCGGCCAGGCGGGCCACCCGGCGGCGGACACGGACGACGACGCGCGGCUGGCGCAGCUCGCCGUGGACUGCGCCGCGCUGGCCGGCGGCGGCGACGGCGCCGCGCUCGAGCGCUGGGCGGCGGUCGCGGCCGCGGGCUGCGGCGACGGCCGGUCCGCGGCCGUGUGCGCGUCCCGCCGCGCCGCGCGGCUCCUCGCGCGGCUCGCGCGGGGCGCGCGCACGCGGCCCAAGGCCGCGGCGGCGACGGUGUUGAAGGUCGUCGUGCGCCUCGCGGCCGCGGGCUGCGGCGAGCGCGCCGCGCCGCGCGCGUACCCCGGCGCGGCCGCGCAGGCGGGCGCCGCGCCGCCGCGGAGCGCCGCGGCCGCCGUCAACGCCGCCGCGGCCUGCUGCGCCGUCGCGCCGGCGGCCCACGGCGCCCUGCCCGAGCGGCUCCGGCCCCUCGCGUCGCGCGCGGGCUCGGCGCUGUCCCGCGCCGAGGAGGUGCAUUUAUUGCACUGCAAGCUCAUGCCCGUGGCGACGGCGCUCGCCGAGGACGCCGCGCCCGAGGUCCGCGCGGCGGCCGCGCGGCGCGCGGGCGCGCUCUGCGACGCCUUCGGGCCGAAGCGGUCGGCGAUCCUGGUCGACGAGGUCCACUCGUUGGUGGAGGACGCGGACGUGCGCGUGCGCUGCGCCGCCGCGCGGGCCCUGCCGGCCGUCGCGCGCGCGGCGCUCCGGGGCGCCGCGUCGUCGGGCGACGCGUUGGGGCUUUUGACGCCCGCGGCGACGCGCCUCGCGUCGGACCCGAACGCCGACGCGCGGGCGGCGCUGGCCGCCGCCGUCGGUGGGUUCCUCGACAUGCUCUGCGCCGACGUCCUGGGCGGCGCGGCGCCGCCGCCGGCCCCCGCGGCGGCGGAGAAGAGCGACGACAGCGACGACGACGGCGGCGAGACGAGCGCUUUAGACCGCGCCAUUUUUCCCUUAUUGCUCAUCUUGGUCAACGACGAGGUGCCCGACGUGGCCUGCACGGCGCUCCGGGCUUUGGCGAGCGCCGGGGGGGACGAGCGGUUGGACGCGCGGUGCGCCGGGCUGCGCGCGCUCCUCGAACACCACCACGUCGCCAAGCUCGUGCUGAGCCUCCAGGAUUUGGCGACGAGCCGCCACUGGCGCGUGCGCGCCGCGGCCGUCGCCGUGGUCCCGGCGCUGGCGCCCUGCUGCGCGGCGGACCGCGCGCUGCGGAACCUGUCGAAUUUGGCGAACGGCCUCUCGUUCGACGUCGUCGACGAGGUGCGCCGCGCGGCCGCGCGCGCGCUGUGCGCCACGGCGCGCGCGGCGGCGGCGCUCGACGCGCGCGACGGCGCCGCGGGGGGCGAGCCGCCGGCGACGGCGGCGCGCUGGCUCGACGCCGUGGUCCUGCCGGAGCUCCACCGGUUGGGCACGUCGCCGCGGCAGCGCGACCGGAAGCUGGCGCUCGUGCUGGCGCUGGAUUUGGCCGGCGUGCUCGGCGCGCUGCCUCCGGAGCCGGCGGACCGCGCGCGCGCGGCCGCGGCGGCGCUCGCCAUGUCCGCGGCGCUGGACGCGCAGCCGGUCGUCCGCCUCGGAGCCGCGCGGCUCCUCGCGACGCCCCAUUUUGCGAGCCCCGGCGACCGCCGGCUGGCGCUCGACGCCGCGACGCGCCUCGGCGACGACGGCGACCCGGACGUGGCCCGCGAGGCGAAAAUCGCGAGCAAGGUCCUCUCGCGGCGGAAGAAGGACCCGCUCGCCGCGGCCCUCGCGAACCUCGCGGUCUAG
Molecule: messenger RNA, 3036 nt
Organism: Aureococcus anophagefferens
Lineage: Eukaryota; Pelagophyceae; Pelagomonadales; Pelagomonadaceae
Exons: 3
Coding region: 1-3036 (1011 amino acids)
Biological process (GO): protein dephosphorylation
Cellular component (GO): protein phosphatase type 2A complex; cytoplasm
Molecular function (GO): protein binding; protein phosphatase regulator activity
Source: RefSeq, a predicted model, not a curated record